Molecule: messenger RNA, 1018 nt
Organism: Aquila chrysaetos chrysaetos
Lineage: Eukaryota; Metazoa; Chordata; Aves; Accipitriformes; Accipitridae
Gene: TMEM106C
Product: transmembrane protein 106C
Exons: 8
Coding region: 143-934 (263 amino acids)
Source: RefSeq, a predicted model, not a curated record
CUGCGCCAGCGGUGGAGGCGGAGGGAGGGGGGUGGGGUGGGUGGGGCGAGGGCUGGGCUCCGCCCACUGCCGCCUCGCGGCGUUGUCAUAGAGACGGCGGCUGCGCGGGAGGAGGUUAUGCAGCUUUUCUACAGCAGCUGCAAUGGGUUCUGUGCUUUCCUUCUCUGUUAAUAAUGCUACCUCAAGGCAGAGGAAGAAGGCUGAGGAUGACGAUGAAGACUUACUCGAUAGCCGAGACCGUGUGGAAGACAUUGCCAAGUUUCCGUAUGUUGAAUUCACAGGUCAGGACAGCAUCACCUGUCCCACUUGCCAAGGCAGUGGCUGCAUUCCCACAGAGCAGGUAAAUGAGUUGGUGGCUCUGAUACCCUACAGCGACCAACGUCUUCGUCCACAGAGAACGAAGCUGUAUGUCCUGCUGUCGGUGCUGCUCUGCCUGCUGAUAUCAGGGCUGGUGGUUUUCUUCCUAUUCCCUCACUCUGUCCUGGUGGAUGACGACGGUAUUAAAGUGGUUCAGGUUUGGUUCGACAAGAAGAACUCCGUUGUCAUUCUUGCCAUCACGGCUACCUUACGGAUCAGGAACUCCAACUUCUACUCUGUGACGGUGCCCAGCCUGACUAGUCAGGUGCAGUACAUGAACACUGUGGUGGGAACCCAGCAGAUCACCAAUGUCUCCAGCAUCCAGCCACUGAGUGACAAACUGGUGAAUUUCACUGUGAAGGCAGAGCUGGGUGGACCCUUCUCCUAUGUGUAUUUCUUUUGCACAUUUCCCAAGGUGAAGGUACAUAAUAUAGUGAUCUUCAUGAGGACAUCGGUGAAGCUCUCUUACAUCGGCCACGUGACGCAGAGCGCUUUGGAAACGUACCACUAUGUGGAUUGCAGUACCAACUCCACGGCUGCCCAGGACCCGCUGCCUCCACUGUCCCCCUUGAUAUGAGACGCAGCCAAAGCCAAGAGCAAGCCCUGAGGGCACAGCUGAUGUUUUCUGUGGGUGGAUGGUUGUGCAGAUGGAUUUCUAGAA